Molecule: messenger RNA, 387 nt
Organism: Racocetra persica
Lineage: Eukaryota; Fungi; Glomeromycota; Glomeromycetes; Diversisporales; Gigasporaceae
Source: the annotation of a GenBank genome assembly
UUGCUAGUACCACUGAAAAUGCGAAAGAUGACCACAUUGCUACGCAAUUGCAACAAAAGUAUAAUGAGGAGAAUAAUGAUUAUAUUCUUGCUAUGAAUAAUUUUUCAUUUGAAGAAAUCCCAGAAGGAUUUUCAAGCAAACCUACAGAUAAAAAUAUUGCAUUUGCUGAUAAUAAUAGCCAUUUUCAAGAGAAUCAAUUCGUGCCGCAGCAAUUUCCACAACAAAAGUAUACAACAAAUAAAAUAAAUUUAUCUGGUCGAAUUCCGGGUGUCUUCAAAAUUCUUUUAUUAGGUGGAACUGGGACUGGAAAGUCUACCAUAAUCAACAUAAUGACAAACUAUUUUUUAGGUGGUACUCCCACGAAAUAUUAUAAAGUUACUGAAAAUG